Messenger RNA from Mytilus trossulus (common blue mussel), 1915 nucleotides. RefSeq lists its product as uncharacterized. The record is from RefSeq and is a predicted model, not a curated record. Bases 116 to 1915 code for a protein of 599 amino acids. The transcript has 2 exons. Lineage: Eukaryota; Metazoa; Mollusca; Bivalvia; Mytilida; Mytilidae.
GUGCGCUGGUCAAUAACAAUAAUAAAACAUACAUCAUUAAUUGUGUGCAAAGGAAAAUUUGACAUCGGAAAAAACAAGAAUAAAACAAACGUGUCCGUUUAACAAGGUUUACAAGAUGAGUCAAACGGACAGAGAACUGUCUCUUAAGAUUUACCCGCAUUUAUGUAAUAUAUUUGGGACUGAGGAAGUUGUGAACACAAGAAGAAAGCUAUUGUGUGCAUAUGACAGUGUUCUACGAAUUCUAAACUUCACAGUUAUAAGCAGUGGGAGUAAAGCAGAAGGUUUAGACCUUAACGGAAGUGAUUAUGAUCAAAUGUUUAUUCAUCAUCUUUUCCAGGUUUAUGAAAAUAAGGAAAACGUGUCAUCCUCCGCAAAAAAUACACCUAUAGUAAUGGACAUCAGUGACACAAACCCAGGAUUUACGAAGCUAAAGCUGUAUGAGCAACGACACAUGUAUCAUAUAAACCAGUGGAGAGAGACUGUUAAUGGAGAAACAUACAUUUCAAGUAAAUUAUUUCGGGAGCACGGUUUGCGAAGUAGUAUGAUAAUUCAUGGACCAUGUCAAUCUUUCCCGGGUGAUAUUUAUGAUUUGGCAUUUUGUUUGAGGUGUAAGGGAUGGGUAACACCUGCUCAUCAAUGGGUUUUCAGAUCCAGAUCAACCUGGCCAGAUCAUGGGUUGGUUAUGUCUGUUAUAAAGGAAGGCGUUUUAUUUGUGCCUAUUGGUUGUAAAGGAUCAUUGGAUGAAGAUUUAGAAUGGCGAAUAUCAUUUUCUAUGGCAGAGAAGCAACUUAUUUUUUCAUUUUCUCAUACUCAGUUAUUAUGUUACGCCUUACUGAAGAUAAUUUUGAAAGACAUCAUAAAGGGAAAACAUGGUGAUCUGAUUUGUUCUUAUUUUCUUAAAACUAUAUUAUUCUGGGUAUUUGAAGAAUCAAGACCUUCUGAUUGGCAUCCUGGUAAUAUAAUUCCUUGUUUUAUCAACUGUCUGAAACGGCUGAUUUACUGUGUUCAAUAUAAAACCUGUCCUCAUUAUUUUAUUCCAGAAAACAACUUUUUCGAAAGCAGAUUUACUAAUUAUCAACAUAAAUGUUUACUUAAUACAUUACAUGAUAUAUACAAUUCAUUAUGGCCCUACAUUUUCCAUACGGAUACAUUUCAAGGGUUCAUUAAAGAGCAAAUAAAUUCGUCAUUCCCUUAUUUGACAGCAUCUUCAAUUUCAUGCUUAUCAAUGACAUCAUUUUGGUUUCUUUUUUUGAGAUCUACAAGCAUCACUUCUAUUAUCAAUAUAAACGAUAAAGAACUAUCUACACACAUGAUGUCUCUGUUUGCCAUCAAUUUGAUGCAAUCAUCAGUUGAACUCAACUUUGAAUCAAGUAACAAUUUAGUGUACUAUCAAUACCAGAUACAAUUAAAAUGCUUUAAGGCAGGGUUAUAUUUCGAUGCUAUUUCCACUUGGUCAUUGCUUGCAUCGUUAUUUUAUAAACAAAAGAGAUUUCACGAAUGUAAAGAUAUUAUUAACUAUACUUUGUCAAAAUUUACUCCCGAUAAAAUUGUGUUACCUUGUAAUAGUUUGCCGGAACAGACUUAUUUCCAGAAAGUCAAAGAAGCAGUCGGAAUGUUGUUAACAUGCAAACAUUUAAUCAUUGGUAUGUUGCUGUUUAAAAAACCUUAUUAUUUAUUGCCAGUAGAAUUGUUCCCAUUAAUUCAACAUAGAUUGGCAAAGUACGCAUUCAGAAUCCCUGCUGUGGUGUAUUUAAAUAUGUUAUCGUUUUUGUGUGUAUAUCAUAUUGGAGAUAACAGAGGCAAACUAAAUGCACUGAGGGAUCUAGAACUUACUAUUCGAGAAAGAUACUUUAUUUUACCUUGCGACAAGGAAAUGGUAAUUCAGUGUUUCCAAAUUGUUAAAAGUAUGAUGUAA